This is a messenger RNA of Adineta steineri, 393 nucleotides long. Lineage: Eukaryota; Metazoa; Rotifera; Eurotatoria; Adinetida; Adinetidae. The record is from the annotation of a GenBank genome assembly.
AUGGCAGAUGAUUGGUUUAUAACACCGUCAUUCGUAUUUCCUAAUCAUUUUUCUUCUUCAAUAAACCUUUCAGAAGAAUUAAUUAAGUGCGUUCAAAUGGAACAAGAACAAUAUGAUAAAUUAUUACAUGAAUAUAAACAAAUUGUAGAAUUAUUAAAACAACGUGAUCAUGAAAUGUCUGAAAGAUUAAUAGUUUUAAAAGAAUUUUAUGAUGAAUUCAAAAAAAUCAAUGAAAUUUAUUCAUUCAAAGAUGUUUUAAAUAGUUAUAUGUGGAAUAAUCUACAUAAAAUGACUGAUGAUUUAGAAAAUCUAUGUAGCAAUAUGAUUGAUACAAGAACUUCUGAAAAUACAAAUAAUCUUGAGUUAUUAAUAUCUAUCAAACAAACAGUAUAG